AAAUAAACCCGAACGGAAAGAUUUUAUAUUUUUUGUUUUUCGGUUUCUCGUUUUCUUGCUCUCAGUUGAUCCUUCUUUCUUGCAUCCCUUCUCCCUGUCUCGAUUAGAUCUCUCUUGAAUUUUAUCUUUUUUGUUUCGCUGGUUGGAUUCUGUCGCGGCAGCUUGCUUCUCUCUAAUUGAAGUAAUUUCGGUGAUAACUUUUCGCCCUUUGGGGGGGGGGGUUGAAACAGAGAAUUUCGAAGCUUCUUGAAGGAAAAAAUGUUUCUUGUUGAUUGGUUUUACGGAAUUCUUGCAUCUCUCGGUCUCUGGCAAAAGGAGGCGAAGAUCUUAUUUCUAGGGCUUGAUAAUGCUGGAAAGACUACCUUGCUUCACAUGCUGAAAGAUGAGAGGUUAGUUCAGCAUCAGCCAACUCAAUAUCCGACUUCGGAGGAGUUGAGUAUUGGAAAAAUCAAAUUCAAGGCCUUUGAUUUGGGUGGUCACCAGAUUGCUCGCAGAGUCUGGAGAGACUAUUACGCCCAGGUUGAUGCUGUGGUCUACCUGGUAGACGCGUAUGAUAAGGAAAGAUUUGCCGAAUCAAAGAGGGAGCUAGAUGCCCUUCUUUCUGAUGAGUCCUUAGCAAAUGUACCUUUCCUUAUCUUGGGAAACAAGAUCGACUUACCUUAUGCCGCCUCAGAGGAUGAACUUCGUUAUCAUAUGGGGCUUACAAACUUCACCACGGGGAAGGGCAAGGUCAACUUGGCAGACUCCAAUGUCCGUCCUCUGGAGGUUUUCAUGUGCAGCAUCGUGCGUAAGAUGGGCUACGGUGAAGGGUUCAGGUGGCUCUCUCAGUACAUCAAAUAGGGAAGUGAAUAGAGUUAGACAAUAAGUGUGGUGGUAGCAGGUAAUUAUAAUGAUGGUUCUGCUGAAGCAGUCUUUUACUCUGGCAUUGGAUUGAUGUAAAUUGGAUAUGUUAAAAAUUUUAGUUUUACUUUGGAGACUUGCGUAUUUCUGUUGGCAAAUUUUGUGUAAGCGUUGGUGCAAGCUUGUGCUGUGAUGCAGAUUAUUAUUGGUCACCAAAAUGGUAGAACUAAUAAUAGAGUGACUGGCUUUCAUGUUCAACCAAA
Messenger RNA from Prosopis cineraria, 1103 nucleotides. Its product is annotated as GTP-binding protein SAR1A-like. The record is from RefSeq and is a predicted model, not a curated record. The transcript is spliced from 3 exons. Gene Ontology annotation, biological process: membrane organization; intracellular protein transport; vesicle organization. Lineage: Eukaryota; Viridiplantae; Streptophyta; Magnoliopsida; Fabales; Fabaceae. Bases 259 to 840 code for a protein of 193 amino acids. Gene Ontology annotation, cellular component: COPII vesicle coat; endoplasmic reticulum exit site. Gene Ontology annotation, molecular function: GTPase activity; GTP binding.